Molecule: messenger RNA, 2871 nt
Organism: Felis catus (domestic cat)
Lineage: Eukaryota; Metazoa; Chordata; Mammalia; Carnivora; Felidae
Gene: OR10J32
Product: olfactory receptor 10J5-like
Exons: 2
Coding region: 1-1050 (349 amino acids)
Biological process (GO): G protein-coupled receptor signaling pathway
Cellular component (GO): membrane
Molecular function (GO): olfactory receptor activity
Source: RefSeq, a predicted model, not a curated record
AUGACCGACAUUCCAGUUGCCAAGGGGAAUUUUCUCCUUGAUGACUUCCUUUAUUGCUUUCAGACACCGGUCUGGCAGAUACAGAGAAAGAACGUCACAGAAGUGACAGAAUUCAUCUUCCUGGGAUUCUCUUUCUUUGGAAAGCACCAGAUAACCCUCUUUGUGGUUUUCCUAACCAUCUACAUUUUAACUCUAGCUGGUGACAUCGUCAUUGUGACCAUCAUCCGUGUUGACCAUCUUCUCCGCACUCCCAUGUACUUCUUCCUGAGCAUGCUGGCGAGUUCUGAGGCUGCGUACACACUGGUCAUUGUCCCACGAAUGCUUUUCAGUCUCAUUCUUCAUAACCAGCCUAUCUCCUUGGAAGGCUGUGCAACUCCGAUGUUCUUUUUUGUCACCUUGGCUGUAAAUAGUGGCUUCUUGCUCACAGCAAUGGGCUAUGACUGCUAUGUGGCUAUCUGCAGCCCUCUGAGGUACACUGUCGUCAUGAGUAAAGGAAUGUGUGCCGGGUUGGCAUGUGGGUCCUUUGGCACUGGUCUGGUAAUGGCAGUUCUCCAUGUAGCAGCCAUGUUCCACUUGUCCUUCUGUGGCACAGUGGUGGACCAUUUCUUCUGUGACAUUUACCCUGUCAUGAAGCUUUCUUGCACUGAUUCCACUAUCAAUGAGAUGAUCAAUUAUGGUGUCAGUUCCUCUGUGAUCCUGGUCCCCGUGGGCUUGAACUUCAUCACCUACAUCCUCCUUGUCUCCACCAGCCUCAAGAUCCCCUCCACCCGGGGCCGGAAGAAGGCCUUUGCCACCUGCACCUCCCACCUCACGGUGGUCAUCGUCCAUUACGGCUGCACCUCCAUCAUCUACCGCAAGCCCAAGUCAGAGAACUCAAUAGAAAAAGACCUUCUCUCAGUGACUUAUACCAUCAUCACUCCUUUGUUGAGCCCUGUUGUUGAACCCUGUUGUUUACAGUCUGAGGAACAGGGAGGUCAGGGAUGCUCUACGCAGAGCCGUGGGCAAAAACACUUCUUAACAGAUCGAAUCAUUUUGUCAGGAGACCUUUAGCCCAGUGUAAUGUGUGUCUGCUCACAAACAUGCCACAAUACACAAGUUCAUCAAGUACAGUGCUUCCCGAGAAGAACGCCAAAGAGUAGAAAUGCUUUUCUUUUUCAUGCUCUAGGGACAAGGCAGAGAGCAGGGUUAUGCUCUAGUGAAUUUGGUUCCUUCGACGCAGGAAUCCUGGCAAGCCGGAUGAGAACUACUUGCUUCUGUGACUCAGGGUUUGGGUUUUCAAACCUCUUCCGGCCCCCACUUUGCCUGGCUCCUCUUAGACCGUCAAAUCCUUGGCCUCGUCUGCAGAUGCGGAGAGGAGGCAGUUGGAGCAGAUGUGGACAGGGUCUUAGGAAAACGAGCAGCAGGCACAGCCCGGCGAUGGCUUUUAUCCUCAGGAGUUAAAUCACUUGCCCUGUGACAGUCAUUUCAGAGAGGGUUUCCUAAUUCUUGCUGACUGAGAAAUGAACAGCUUGGGGCGCCCGGGUGGCUCAGUCGGUUGAGCGUCCGACUUUGGCUCAGGUCAUGAUCUCACGGUUCGUGGGUUCGAGCCCCGCGUCGGGUGGAGCCCGGAGCCUGCUUCAGGUUCUGUGUCUCCCUCCCUCUCUCUCUGCCCCUCCCCAGCUUGCACCCUGUCUCUCCCUCUCAAAAAUAAACAAACAUUAAAAAAAUUAAAAAAACGAACGGCUUUCGCAAAAUCCCUUCUUUCGUUAUCCAGCCAAUGUGAGCUCCUGUGAAAGUAUUCAUUCGUUUCUACGUGUGUUUUUCCUCCUGUGCAAUCAAGGCAAAAACUCUCGUCCCCUAGAGGCUAAGCAGGGAGAGAAGGUAUUGGUGGCUUUUCUCUCUAAUUGCACUUUGAUCCAGGUGCGUUUCUUUUUUCAUAGAGACUGUUAUCAACCAUUAGAGGCUUUUGGGAUUUUUUAUUUCUAUGUAGCAGCUACGGUGGAUGGAUAGUUGUCAGGUAUUGGCUGUGCUGAUUCUAGAGCCUGAAGCAGAUGCCGUUAAAUCCCCUUCUGUCAGUAAACAGUAAAAACUUCCUGCUUGUCCUCUGUUUUUAUCAGAAGAGGCAUAGCCAUGCUACAUGAUGUUAUACCCUCAACGAGGAAGGUUGUUGGAAUGUUUUUAUAGACCUUCCUUCCCAUCAGUUUAUCUCCGCCCCAAGACGGAGCUGGAAGGCACUAAGAGACACAGAUCCGGAAGCAUUUGUUCCCAUACAGUCCUGGUCCUUCCUCAGUGUUACUCUGUCCCUAAGUCGGCUCCCGUCCCUUACUUUCUUUCCACUUGUAUUUUUCGGUUCUGCACCGUCGAAGUAGCACUGAGGUCUCUUGUAGGUGACCUGUCGUUUUCUCCUGCUCUGUAGAUCCUUCUGUGAGGAGAUCAAUAGCUGGAGGCUGAGAGGUCUCUGUCCAGCGUCCCCUGCGACAGGUUGUCACAGUCGGCCGCUCUUAAGAGCGGUCAUUGGCUAAUUACGAGCACCUGCUGUCCUUCUAGAAGAGGUAUCCUAGUCAUGUAAGGAGUGCUUGGAGGGGCCUCACAGGGCUUUGGAACUUUCUGAAAUCACCCAAUUGUGAGUACGAAGGUGAAUGUGCCCCUCCCUUCAGCUUCUUCAAGAAUUUUCCUUGGUGUAACUGUUUCUUCCCUGACGUCCUAGCAGAGAUGUGACAACAUCCAGCUUCCCUCUUCUACAGAUCCGUUGCUUCCACAGUUGCCCUAAACUCUCCCAAAGAAGCACUCCUUGAUCCCGUCCACGUUUGCCGCUGUGGGUCCUACUGCCUGGCCAUUGAGUUGGGGGAAAAGGAGGAGGGGGUGGGUGCUGCUUAGCUGGGAGGCUGAGGG